UUCAUUCCUCUGCAGUCAGUGGUUUGAGUCUGAGGGCCAGUGAAGCUGUCUGGUCCCUGUUUGGUUUAUUUUUUGUGUGUGAGAGUGGGCUGGUUCUGUGUCUUGGAGUCUUCCUACAGAGAGCGCAGGGGGAAGAAGUUCGCACCAGUUUUGCCUCCAAUCCAGUGGAGGUUUCAAUAGCAGCAGCGCGGCAGGGGAGGGACGCACUGCCAGCACUCAGGAUACCCACUCACACACACUCUCUCACACACACUCCUGCCCACUAGAGACCAGUUAAAUCCGCAAGAAAACUGCAAACACGCACCAGAGCAGUCGCCUAAUCCGAUUGAUAGGCACCAAGUGAAAACUGAGGGAACUACUGGACUCUGUAGAGGACAACUUGUGUUUUGAUUUUUCUUUUAAAUCGCUUUAAGUUGUAAGUUUUUUUUCUUGGUGAUAUCAGAGAGCAAGAAGCGACAUCCGUCUGAUAACUUCGCCGUUUCAUAUUCUAAAAGAAUGAGGCAGUGUAAAGGUUGGACUGUGGUGCUGCUGGUGAUGUUGGGGCUCGGAGUUUUGGCCCAGAAGCUGCCCACGAGAGACGAAGGCCUCUUUCAAAUGCAGAUCAGAGACAAGUCGCUGUUCCAUGACUCCUCUGUCAUCCCAGACGGAGCUGAGAUCAGUGGCUACCUGUUCAGGGACACACCCAAAAGGUACUACUUUGUGGUGGAAGAAGACAACACACCCCUGUCUGUGACCGUGACACCUUGCGACGCUCCUCUGGAGUGGAAACUGACUCUGCAGGAGCUGCCAGAAGAGGCCAGCGGAGAGGGAUCAGGAGAGCCUGAACCUCUGGACCAGCAGAAACAGCAGGUGACCGUAGACGAGGGGACGGAGCUCUUCACCUACAAGGGUAACGAUGUGGAGGCGUAUGUGGCCACCAGCACGCCAUCUGGACUCUACCAGCUGGAGCUGCUGUCCACCGAGAAAGACAGCAACUUCAAGGUGUAUGCCACCACGACUCCAGAGUCCGACCAGCCCUACCCGGAGCUGCCUUACGACCCUCGUGUGGAUGUGACCGCGCUGGGCCGCACCACUGUCACCUUGGCCUGGAAACCGACCCCAACUGGCUCUCUGAUGGGCCAGCCUGUGCAGUAUUGUGUCGUGAUCAACAAAGAGCACAAUUUCAAAAGCAUGUGUGCUGCUGAGGCUAAGAUGGUUGUCGACGAUGCCUUCAUGCUGGCUCCGAAACCUGGCAGAGACUUCAGCCCAUUUGACUUUGCCCACUUUGGCUUUGUGCCCUCUGACAACGCUUUUGGAAAGGACCGAGGCCUCACAAGUAACAAGAUCUCCCGGGCGUACGCAGUCAAGCCCAGAGCAUCAGACAUUCAGAAGGUGUGCAUUGGCAAUAAAAACAUUUUCACAGUGUCAGACCUGAAGCCGGACACACAGUACUACUUUGACGUGUUUGCUGUGAAUUCUGCAACCAACACCAGCACAGCGUACGUGGGAACAUUCGCCCGCACUAAAGAGGAAGCUCGCCAGAAGACGGUGGAGCUGAAGGACGGCAAAGUAUCGGAUGUUUUCAUCAAGAGAAAGGGCAGCAAGUUUCUACGCUUUGCUCCUGUGUCGUCCCAUCAGAGGGUCACUCUGUUUGUCCACACGUGUCUGGACGCCGUGCAGGUGCAAGUGCGGCGCGACGGAAAGCUGCUUCUGUCCCAGAACGUUGAGGGAGUACGGCAGUUCCAGUUGCGAGGAAAGCCAAAAGCCAAGUACCUGAUCCGUUUGCGAGGCAGCAGGAAAGGGGCCUCGACUUUGAAGGUGCUCGCUACCACACGACCCAGCAGCAAGCAGCCUUUCCCGUCACUUCCAGAGGAUACGCGUAUAAAAGCCUUCGACAAGCUGCGCACCUGCUCCUCCGCCACCGUGGCCUGGCUUGGCACGCAGGACCGCAACAAAUACUGCAUCUACCGCAAAGAGGUAGCUGACAAUUACGGCGAGGAGCAGCGACGCCGGGAACAAAACCAGUGCGCUGGGCCAGAGACCCGCAGGAAGUCAGAAAAGGUCCUGUGCAAGUAUUUCCACAGCCCAAACCUGCAGAAAGCUGUGACCACAGAGACCAUCACAGGUCUGGAGCCGGGCAAGACCUACCUGCUGGACGUUUACGUGGUGGGACACAGUGGUCACUCAGUGAAAUACCAGAGCAAACUGGUGAAAACAAGGAAAUACUGCUAAAUGACUCUGCAAAGAAUAAAUCUAUUAUAAAUAUAUAUAUUAAAUAAGUUUAUUUAACUCUAAGUGAUAUUCUACUAAGGAGUGUAUACAGACUGACUACUCACACAGCGGAUGGGCCUGUGGCAGUGACUGAACUGUUUGUAGAGAGAGAUAUCAACCUGUAUAUUUAUGUUUACAUUUCAUCGCGGCACCUCUGGGUGGCCCAAAGCGUGGGGGUGCCUCGUUACCGGGCCUGUCGUCUUGACAUGAUGUUGCCACUGGGGGAGGCAGAACUACAAAGAAGAUCAUCUUUCAUCUUGUAUGUUUCUUUGUCACUGCAUGACAUUUGCUUUUGUCCGUCAUAUUUGUGCGUUCCUUCAGUUUCAAAUCACCGGAGGAGAAACAGUGGCUGCCCGUGUUGUAUAGAUCUCUCACUGCAUAUUCACUACAUGUUUUAGGGAGGAAUUUAAAUUAUUUUAUACUUUUUCUGUCUCUCUUUUUGAUUGUUUUUAUUGAUGACAAUAAUAACUGUUACGAGGAAAUUCCAGUUUUAUGAGGAAGUUGUCGUAGUUGAGACAUUCCCUUAUGUAUCUCAGCCAGUGUUUGCUCUAGAGCCCAUCUUGUAAAUGUGUUCUGUGCUGGAGAUCUGUGUUAUUAUCACUGUAUCGCUGUGUGUGUGUGUCACAUGUACAGAGUUGUCCUGCCAAUAUUCAUGUACAUAAACACUAAAUAUAGAACGAGUAAUCCCUCUGUCA
Messenger RNA from Plectropomus leopardus (leopard coralgrouper), 2945 nucleotides. RefSeq names its product neuron-derived neurotrophic factor (gene ndnf). NCBI's taxonomy places the organism in Eukaryota, Metazoa, Chordata, Actinopteri, Perciformes, Serranidae. Gene Ontology annotation, biological process: extracellular matrix organization. The record is from RefSeq and is a predicted model, not a curated record. Gene Ontology annotation, molecular function: heparin binding; protein binding.